AUGGUCAAUACUACUACCGCAGCGGGACUUAUCGGUGUUGUUCUUUUGGCCCGCCACGGAGACAGGACGGCAUACUACCAAGACCCAACGACAUAUAACUCUACCCAAGCAUACAUCACUCCUCUUGGAGAGCAACAAGAAUUUGAACUGGGAAAUUUCCUUCGUAAUACAUAUCUCAACCCCGAUUCGCCGUCCUUUAUUCAGAAUAUCAGCACUGACGUCGCAAAUAUCGAUCAGCUGACAGUCCGCGCAGAUGCUGGUGGAGGAAAUGUUAUUCUGAACUCCGCGUAUGCUCUGCUUCAGGGUCUUUACCCAUCCACACAAAAUUCAGCGAUAGCUUUGGCGAAUGGUACAACGGUUCCUCCCUCCUCUUGGAGGAUAUCAAUAUUGCAAUCUUUGGAGUAUUGGCAGAGUCCGUCUCUCACGAGCUGGAUGGAUUGCGAGUAUUUCCAAGAUCAUUUAACUCGACUUUAUGCUUCGUCUGCAUUUAUAAACAUGUCUACUACUGCUGCACCCUUCCUGACUGCAUUGAAACCUUACUUGGGGGGCGUUAGUAACAACUUCACGAACAUGUGGAAUAUAUACGACCAUGUCAAUGUCCAAUACACCUACAACCGGACCUAUUAUGAGACCCUACCUCCCACCUUCCUCCAGCAAGCUCGCUAUUAUGCUGAUUGGGUCCAGCGCAAUGUCUUCACCGAUUCUGAACCAAUUGCUAUUCGCACACUCCUCCCGGAGAUCUUCUGGGCCUUGGGCAACAUGACAAAGACUUCUAACAAAGUCAAGAUGAAUAUUCAAGAAGUCGAUUACAAACCAUUUAUCAGUCUGUUUAACGUCACCAACGCUACCGUGACUGACCCUGAUAUUGGUGGUAUCCCCAACUAUGCUUCUGUCAUUGCACUCGAGUUGUCGCAGGACUCGCAGGGUCAGUACGAGGUCAGCAUGAAGUUCAAGAACGGUACAGAGGACAGCCAAUUCCGUCAACUUCAGAUGUUCGGCAACACGAGCAUCACGUUUGACAGUUUUGUUGAAGAACUUUUUGGCACUACGAUCAAUUCUACUAACAACUGGUGCUUCUCCUGCAAUCAGACUGUCCAGCGCGGAUGUUCUGUCUUUAACUACAGUAACGACGCCUUCUUGUCUGGCUACGGUACUGGUUAUAGGCGCUAG
Messenger RNA from Suillus bovinus, 1170 nucleotides. Its product is annotated as phosphoglycerate mutase-like protein. The transcript is spliced from 9 exons. Lineage: Eukaryota; Fungi; Basidiomycota; Agaricomycetes; Boletales; Suillaceae. Gene Ontology annotation, molecular function: phosphatase activity. Gene Ontology annotation, biological process: dephosphorylation. The coding region runs from base 1 to 1170 and encodes 389 amino acids. The record is from RefSeq and is a predicted model, not a curated record.